AUGGCUCUACAAGCCCUUAAAACACUUUGUCAGCAGCUUCAACAAGCAAAGCCUUUGCAUAUUGAAUCACCACCUGAGCAACCUCGUCGUGCAGCUGUCGCAGCCAUUCUACGAUGUCGUCCCAUUGAACAUGACCACCCAUCCACCUUCAAUACUGACCCCAUUACCAAUGUCGCUGAUUUCCUUCAACAACCUUGGGUGCAGCAGUCGAGUGAACCAGAACUUUUAUUUAUUCAAAGAGCAACGAGGGAAACUGAUAGAUGGUCAGGCCAUGUUGCAUUCCCAGGCGGUAAGAAUGAAGCGAAUGAAACAGAUGAAGAAACAGCAAUACGAGAAACCAUGGAAGAGAUUGGCUUGGAUAUCGGCAGCUCGGCAUUUGUAAAGGUGGGACAACUCGAUGAGCGGGAAAUCACAUCCACGGCUACUGGCAGACUCAUGAUGAUCUUGACACCUUUUGUCUUCCUUCAAGUGGUACCUGAUACACCUCCAUUGACCAUCCAGGAAUCCGAAGUGGCUACCGUACAAUGGGUACCAUUACGCUUCUUUUUGUCAUCUACACCUUAUCCUGAUCAAUCGAUGCAAGAAUCCAUUGCACCUACACGUCGACGUGAUAGUCGUAUGAUUGCUCCCUUGGCAAGAGUCAUGCUUGGCACUGUCAGUUUCCCUGCUAUUGAUUUACCCGUGGAUGAUCCAGAGGAACAUCGAAUGCGUUUAUGGGGCAUGACAUUGGGCAUGACACGUGAAUUGAUUGAGCUUACCUGUACGGAUACAACAAGCACCAUCGAUGGGAGGCCUGCAUGGCAGCAGCAAUUUGUAACCAUGGCUGCCGCCAGACCCAAAUUUUCCAAUCUUGAUAUGCAAUGGCUGGUUGAAUUCUAUCUACGCUUGUCCAAACCACGUUCAAAGACUCUUCAUUCGUCUUCUUUGCGGAAACAUAGACAUACCAAGGAAACCAUUAUCUAUAUUACUGCUUUUCGUCGUGCCAUCUAUACCGCUGUUGCCUUACGCAUCCUCCUCCUGUUGGCUGGUAUCGGUUAUCUAGGACGUCGUUUACCCCUAUCGCGCCUCAUUAAGCUUUACUAA
Molecule: messenger RNA, 1083 nt
Organism: Lichtheimia ornata
Lineage: Eukaryota; Fungi; Mucoromycota; Mucoromycetes; Mucorales; Lichtheimiaceae
Exons: 6
Coding region: 1-1083 (360 amino acids)
Molecular function (GO): coenzyme A diphosphatase activity
Source: RefSeq, a predicted model, not a curated record